Aspergillus neoniger CBS 115656 is the source of this 2117-nucleotide messenger RNA. RefSeq names its product putative nucleotide-sugar transporter. Gene Ontology annotation, biological process: pyrimidine nucleotide-sugar transmembrane transport. The record is from RefSeq and is a predicted model, not a curated record. Bases 359 to 1672 code for a protein of 437 amino acids. Gene Ontology annotation, molecular function: pyrimidine nucleotide-sugar transmembrane transporter activity. The transcript is spliced from 4 exons. NCBI's taxonomy places the organism in Eukaryota, Fungi, Ascomycota, Eurotiomycetes, Eurotiales, Aspergillaceae. Gene Ontology annotation, cellular component: Golgi membrane; intracellular membrane-bounded organelle.
CUUCCACCCAUCAUCCUCGUCUGCUUUGUUCCGUGUUUCUCCCAUCGAUUAUCCUCGGUCUUCCAGGAUGGGUGCUCAAUAGCUCCCUGUUUGCUAGCUUCCUUCCGAAUAUCAAUCUCGCCAUUCGACUUGAAUGUGCCUUGAAUUCCUUCUUGCCUUCCCACCCAUCGUCAGCUUCUUCGGACUUGGCCAACUAACCCACUCCCUCUUCCCUGUGACCACCUUAUCACUCCACCCACGUGAGCCACCGAGUGGCUUAUCUAUGGCGCUUAGUACCUCCCCUCUACCUCUUCCCUGCUUUGUACUAUUCAACAACUACUCCUUUUGUCCCUCAUAUUCUUACCACACUCGGGGCAUCAUGGCGAAUAAAGCUGCCGUUCCAUUCCUGGUGACGAUGAUGCUCGUCACCGGGGUGUGCAACACCAUCCUCAACAAAUACCAGGACAUGCAAUGCGUGUGGAAUUGCGACUCGCCCUAUCCCAAAUACCGUCGCACCUUCGAGCAACCCGUUAUCCAAACUAUUCAGAUGUUCACCGGAGAAAUGGGAAGCUGGCUGGUGAUUCUCAUGACCUGGCUGUAUCAACGGUAUCUUGCUCCGCGCUUGUCCAACAACUCUUCGCCCCUUCUAGCUGGCGGUUAUCACCCUGUCAACAAUACCGAAGGACUCGACGAUGAGGAAGAUUAUACCAUCAGAGGGCCAGAAGCCUCAGAUGAUGUCACGAAGCCCGCCACGCUAGCAGACGGUCGCGUUCAUCUUCGAGGAUACAAGAUCUUUCUUCUUGCUGCACCAGCGUGCUGCGAUAUCGCGGGCACAACUCUGAUGAACGUCGGGUUGCUCUUUGUUGCUGCCAGUGUCUACCAGAUGACUCGCGGUGCCCUCGUUCUAUUCGUCGGCCUCUUCAGUGUUCUUUUCCUCCACCGCAAACUUUAUCUCUAUCAUUGGUUGGCGCUGUUCAUUGUGGUCUUAGGCGUUGCUCUGGUCGGUCUUGCAGGUGCCCUCUUCGCCGACAACCAAGGGCACGACGUCACCCAAGGAAGUGCUGCCACCGUAGUAACCCAUGCUAUCCGGGAAGUCCAGGCCACAACGCGGUCUCCGGAAGCACUGAAAGCUGUCGUUGGUGUGCUGCUUAUAGCCGCAGCCCAGAUCUUCACUGCGUCCCAAUUCGUUCUGGAAGAGUGGAUCUUGGAAAACUAUGAAAUGGACCCCCUCCAGGUCGUUGGCUGGGAAGGUAUCUUCGGGUUCUCUGUCACCGUCAUUGGCUCGAUCAUCUUGUACUUGACCAUCGGACGUACGGAGGCCGGCCGCUACGGCUACUUCGAUGCAAAGGAAGGAUGGAGCCAGGUUUUCCAUAACCGAGCAAUCGCCAUGUCCAGUUUCUUGAUCAUGAUCAGUAUUGGCGGAUUCAAUUUCUUCGGUCUCUCCGUCACCCGCACCGUAUCCGCUACUUCCCGCAGCACUAUUGACACCUGCCGGACCCUCUUCAUCUGGCUCGUCUCCCUCGCUCUGGGCUGGGAGACCUUCAAAUGGCUACAAGUCGUCGGCUUCGCGCUCCUCGUCUACGGAACCUUCCUCUUCAACGACAUUGUCCGCCCGCCGCUCAAAGCCUGCCUUCCUAGUUCUCGCCGCGACCAAGAGAUUCUUCUCCCUGAAGAGCCGAUUGAGCAUAUGUAAGUUGUUCGGCUCACUUCAUCUUCGCAUGAUACACAUCACACACCCAACUCGAAACCAAGAGUACAUCACCUUGAUCGGUUACGUCACGUGUCUCUUGUCCUUGAUGGACCAGACACCGCUACAGGUUUUGUUUGAUACUGGAUAUCUAUCGCUCUCGCAAUACAAGUGCUUCAUGUUCUAGGCAUGGGCAUAUCUUUGUCAUUAGUUGAUUUUUGGUUCAUUAUGGGCGUUUCAGUUUUGGCUGCGUUGCUCUAGGAAUACAAAUUGGAUUAUAGAGGCAGGUACUCAGGCUUGAAGCCGCUGGUGAGUGGGGUUUGUUUCUGGGAAACAAUAUACAGUAUCUCUUUCUUUGGUCUUAUGUUCGACUUAGCUGUGUGUAACUGGCGUCUCUGAGAUUUGUUGGCUUAGACAACGAAUCAUAUACUCGGAAUGUGGGUAUAUAGAG